CGCAGUCAUGGCGGACAAGUUGUCGGAUGUUGAACUUGUGGAAGAAUUGAGACGAUUCGGAGAAGAAGUAAAACAACCUAUCGAUAGAAAGAAGAGGCCAAUAUUAGUUAAGAAACUUAACCACCUAAGGGCUCGCGAAAAUGCUUCAAACAGGUUGAAGAAAGCAACAAAUUCCCGUAAAAAACAGAACGUGGAGUUCAGUUCUGAAGAUGAAAGCGAAAUUGAAGACGUUGCGGCGCCAACAACUGCGAGUCGAUUAUCGGGUAGGAAAUCAUUAAGACAGAACACAUCCGCAUACUCUAGUAUUACAGAUACCAUAGAAAUGUCACCAAAUACAAAAAGAACAAAUUCCAGAUCUCGGCGAAGCAUAACUAGCGCUAAAGAUCCGCCUGUAGUAAACAGUUCGCAGACGAACACACCGGGUCCAUCAGGUUCAGCCAGAUUAUACCCCGAUCUCGGCCGUUUCUCUGACGCCGAUAACGCCAAAUCGAAAGGAAGAGGGUGGAAAUACCAAAGGAAUACUAAUGCUGGAGAGGAUUCAUAUGAUUACAAAGGUGACUUUUCUGAUUCGGACCCAGAAGAAAGCAUGUACGAGGUGGUAAACAAAUCGAUGAACACUACAUUUCCUGUUGCUGAAAGCGCAGCCAGAAAUGAGGAAGAAGACGACGAUGAUGCAGAUGAGGAUGAUAUCGUGAAUGACAACAGGGACUUUAAUACUAGGUUUUCAACUAGACUUCGUGGUCGUCACGAAGUUUCCAAAAAUAACUCUUCUAAAAAAACUACUACAUCACAAACAAAACAGAGUAAAACAUCAAAUCAUGUCAAUUCUUUUACAGAAGAAGAAAUUAGACAGUAUGGUUUCAAAACACAUGAAGAUUCACAAAAAAUGAAACCGCCAGUUGCAAGUUAUGUUUCCACAGGGAUUCUUAUUAUUGUGGCAGUGUUCUUUGCCUCCCUUGGAAUGUUAUAUAUUUAUAUGCGUGGUGAUCUCCUUCAUGGAAUCAGUAAUGUCUUCAGCAGUACUGGUGAAAAUGGCUUUGUACAUCUACCAAAGUGCGAAAACAACAAAGACAAAGAUUGUUACUCGGACAGCGAGGCAGAUAUUGCGUUGGACCUGGUCACAACAUUGGAAUCCUUCUUAAAAUCAAAGACAGGUGAGGAUGAAAACCCAAGCUGUUCUGUUGAAGAAGCUAAAGAAGAAAUCCUGGUGAAAGAACAGAAAAAGCUGAAGGAAUACAACUCGGAGAAGGUGUUUACUGGUACCUUGAUGCUGAUUCUGAAAAACCCUUAUUGGAAUAUAAGGGUGCUGACUGUGGGAAAUGCUUCUGCCUCAACUGUUGAAGAUAUUUUUCGUCUGGAGACUGACCCUGACCUGUCCUUGGUGGUUAGGGUCUACGGGGCACUGUACAAGAUCCUCCUGGGAGUCGUGCUUCUCCUCAGCUGUUUUGUAAUAAUGAUGAUGGGGGUGUUGGUACUGAGACAUCGACAGAAGUCAAAAGAGGAAGAGAGGAAAAAGGUCUUCGAAAUUGUGGAGAAAAUUAUCGACAUGGUAAAAGAGAACUUCGAUACAAAUGAACAAGACAGUCGCCAGCCGUCCUACAUGGCCGUCCAGCAUGUCCGUGACCAGCUCCUCCCUCCUUCACAGAGACGGCAGAUGGUUCCACUAUGGGAGAAAGCUGUCAAAUUUAUUGAGGCCAACGAGUCGAGGAUCCGUGUUGAGACUCAGAACAUACAGGGCGAGGACUUCCUUGUCUGGCGUUGGCUACCGACAAAUUCAAGCUGUGGAAAAGUUUGGCAAGGCCAAGCUUUUGGAGAGAAUAAUGUAUCAGCAGGCAACACACUCCAGUAUAGCCCAACACCAUGUCUGAAGAUUCGCAACAUGUUUGAUGCUGAUGUAGAGACAGCAGAUGACUGGGACGUGAAUGUCCAGGACGCUGUACUAGAGAAGUGUAAAGGGAUCACUGGGAUCCUACACAUCUUUGUAGACCGGGCCUCCAGUCAGGGUUGUGUGUACAUGAAGUGUGACAGUUGUGAGACAGCCUACCAGGUUUAUCGCUCCCUUCAUGGCUGGUGGUUUGAUGGUCGCUUGGUGACAGUGAAGUAUCUCCGUCUGGAGCUUUAUCAUGAUCGUUUUCCAAAUUCUAAGAAAAAUAUAAAGCCUCUGCUGCCUUCAAAUAACAGCAUGGCUUCACUUUCCCACCCAUACCAUCGCUCAUUGCUUGAGAUGACAUAGACUCAUUAGUGCUGUGUGGUGCUAUAUCAUCUUGUAUAUCUCUUAUUUGUUUCUACAAAAUCAAUAUUAAUUGUUUGCAUACCGAGAAUAAUGAAGGAUAAAGUGAUAAAAUUGUACAUUGUACAUUAGUAGUGCCUUGUAUGUCAUAAAAUUCAAAGAACAGAUAUUGUCAGUGCGUGAACAAGUUUGUAGAGUGUGUAAUGAUCUGUCAUGUGAUUAUUUUAUAUUUAUCUUUGGGUAGUAACAUUUGUGGCUAUAGCUAGUUUUACUAUCUUAAAAUUGAUCAUUUAAUUCAUGCAGAAAUUUAAAUUUCAAAAAGAAACAGGGACUUGUUUUGUAUUAUAUUUGAAAUAAUUGGUUGAAUUUUUCUUGUAUGGAUGAAUGCUGUAUCUAGUAUUACAGGUUCAUGUAUUUUAUGUAAAAACAAUUUAACAGGAAAAAAAUGCUCCAGAACCAAAUAUUGUUACUAUACAUAUGAAUGUUGAAUACCAAAGUAAACAGUAUUACUGGAUUUAAUGUCAGAAAUUGUAAAACCUACCAGUGUUGUUACCAUAACAGUCAUCAGGUUCCGAGUUGUAUGACUAUGUUGACAGGAGUUCCUGAAAAGUGCAUUUCUCUGAAAUCAAAACAACUUAGAAAUAUAUAAAUCUUGCAAAUACUUAAUGCUUAUUAUCCACUCAUACUUGUUUAUUUGUAGGGAACUGUGACUUCACAUUUACAAUGAUUAAAAGUUCUUGGAAUUUCCAUAACUUAGUCUGACACAUGAUAAUGGAAUUACAUAUUGGAUACU
Molecule: messenger RNA, 3023 nt
Organism: Pecten maximus
Lineage: Eukaryota; Metazoa; Mollusca; Bivalvia; Pectinida; Pectinidae
Product: inner nuclear membrane protein Man1-like
Biological process (GO): nuclear envelope organization; negative regulation of BMP signaling pathway
Cellular component (GO): nuclear inner membrane
Molecular function (GO): chromatin DNA binding
Source: RefSeq, a predicted model, not a curated record